AUGGCAGCGUAUUGUGACGGCCUAGGCGCCUGCUCUGGCCCACAAGGUCAGGCUGGGCCGGUCGCGCACUCAGCAGGGUACGUGCGCGGUGACUUGGAAAUUGCAGGCGGUGGCCCACGCCUCUGGAUGAACGCGCCGCCGGCGUUUAGCCCUUCGCCCUACGCGUCGGGCACGGGAACCCCACAACCCUAUGCGGCCCCUAGCUAUGCAACCCCAGGCCAGCUCCUCGGAGCCGCGGGCGGUCUGGCGGGCACUGACCUCGCGUGGCUGGCCCUCUCCGGCCAGCAGGAAUUGCUGAGGCUGGUGCGACCGCCCUACUCCUACUCCGCGCUCAUCGCCAUGGCCAUCCAGAGUGCACCCCUGCGAAAGCUGACACUCAGCCAAAUCUACCAGUACGUGGCCGGCAACUUCCCUUUCUACAAGCGCAGCAAGGCGGGCUGGCAGAAUUCCAUCCGCCACAACCUGUCUCUCAACGACUGCUUCAAGAAGGUGCCCCGCGAGGAGAGCGACCCAGGUAAAGGCAAUUACUGGACCCUGGACCCCAACUGCGAGAAGAUGUUUGACAACGGGAACUUCCGGAGGAAAAGGAAGCGCCGAGGAGAGGCAGGCACAGCCUUGCCUCCAGGAGCCCACAGCCCAGGCGGAGCGAAGCCGGCGGCGCUGGAGCGCUCGGGCGCGGCCUCCCCGGACCUGCAGACCUCGCCGUCCCCGCCCGCGCCUGACGCCGCCGCCUGCUUCUCCAGCUUUUCCUCCGCCAUGGGCGCCCUGGCCGGCGGCUUGGGGACCUUCUCCGGGAGCCUGGCGCGCGACUUUUCUAUCGCCAGGCCGCCGAUGGUCGCGGCUCGAAGACCCCAGACCCCAGGUUCCGCGUCCGGCUUCGCCCCUGGCCACCAGACGGCGGCCGCGAGCUUUCGCGUCAGUCAUUUUGUCUACAGCCUGGAAGGAACCGAAGUUUGAAAGAGGCUGGCCAGGGUGCUGGACGCAGAGAUGCUGAGGUCAGGCCCCCGAUCCCACCUGACGUAGCCCCCUGAGUGUGCACUGCCUCCAGCACCGCAGGAAACUUCGCCGAGUGACAGCUCCGCUGGUGGCCUGCUGUGAACUAGCCCCAUCCCUAGAUUCAGCUCACCUGGACUUUCCCAGCUGCACAAUGGAGGGCCCCUCUUAAUAGGCCCACGGAUGGGAAGGUGUUGGGCUCCACUCCCAUUUGUAUUUACUGAGAAGAUAUCCUUGUGACAGUCAAAGAGCCUAGUCACUGGGGAGAUUACUUUUGGUCUCUGUACUUCCGAAAGGAAUUGGGGGCCCAGUCUGUUGACCUAGAUCUUUAGAGCAUCUAGCAUUCUCUGGAGCUGUGGGCCCUGGGGGAGGGGGAUUCCCAGGUCAAGGUGUCUGUUUUGGAAGAGAGCACAGAGGGGAUGCCUUCAAUUUGGAGCGGGCCUUUUGUGAGCCUGUCUUUCCACGGGGUCACGAAUCUGCCCACUGGGUUCAUCACUGCCUCUCCUGCUGGAAAUGUGCACAGCGCUACUGUGUGGGACCUGGUAGUGAUUCUGAUGAAGAAUGUGUGGCAGGAGGAUUAGGAAACUUGGAUAGAUCAAGCCAGGAGUUGCCGCGAAUGAGACCCUGAUCACAUAAUUUCAUUGUGCCCUGGUGGUGGUAGAGAAGCAUACUCUCUGAUGUGGCAGCCAGGCUGCUACAUCCAUGAGGGCUUGAACAGUGUAGUGGACUGGUAGUUUGAGAUCUCAUGAUGCUAGCUAACCAAAUUUAUAAUCACCCCAUAAUCUCUCUUGGACUGCAAUUAAUUUUUUAGGUCCACUAAAGAAGAAAUUCCACAGCUUAUAAAUAAAAUAAUUUUGACUUGUGAGUUUACUUUUAAUAGAAUAAAUUGCUAAAAAUAAGCACCAAUAUGUGUAGCUAUAGCCAUGCCACUAUUACCAGCAUCCCUAGUUUAGAUUCUGUCUUUUUAAGAAUGUCGGAGAGAAUUUUUUAAUUAAAUUUGAUAACAAAGGGAAAUUUGACAAUUAGUAGAGCUUUUGCAAAACUGGUUGAUAAGGUACAUAUUACAUAUGCUGCAAACUGCUAGAAUUUGAUGUUCUUUUUCUCCUAACAAUAGAUAUAUUAUUAAAAUUGAGGGAGAAUACUUUUGAAAAAGAAAUUGUUCAACUUUUGGUUUGCCUAAAAAUCAAUUUUUGAUGUUUAAAGGUUAUUCAUUCAUUCAAUAUAGAGCUGAUAAUUAAUGGUACAUGAAAUAGAUGAAAUCUUUAUGAGGAAGCACAAUUAAAAACAAUCUCAGCAGUACAAGAUAUUUGGAAAAUGGUGGAGUCAGAUUCCAACCAGAAUUCAACUCUCCUCUAUAAUUCAGUCCUUGUGUCUGGAUAUAUAUUCUGGAUUGAGCCCCGCACCAAAACACAUUCUGUGGGCCCUGCCUGGUACAGUUAGCUUUAGAUUUGUUACAGUACGGACCAUGCCACGUGACCAUGCCAGGCACAGCUGCAAAGACACCAGAAAGAUGCAGUUGCUUUGAACUUGGGCCACUAUGUGGCCCUCAAGACCACUUAUACUCUCUCUUAUACUUCCUUUGUUACCUGUAAAGUUCAGAUUUUUUCUGAAAUUCAGAUUAUAGUAUUAUUAUUAUAAUAUUCCAAUUUUGUUUUAAUGCAAAAGAAAGCACCUCUGACUAUGCUAUGGGCACAUGACGGUAUGCUGUUGCAACAUGGUCUUAGGAGUAGUAAACAAUACUGUAACCCUGAAUGAUUUCAAAUACAGAAACAAGCUUCCAACUUGAGAGGGAAAGGAAAUGCCCAGAUGUUGGACUGCUAAACAUUCUCCCCAUUGUCAAACAAUAGCAUUAAUUUGAAAACCAAAGAGCAUAAUAAUAAAGUAAUCCAGGGUGUCUGGAAUCCAAUUGGUCAUUGACUGAACAAGAGUCCUUGUGCAAGAAGAGUCAUUCCCAGUGAAGGUUUGCAAUUCCUUAAAAGUUUUGAGAAUGUGCAAUAGUGUUUUUAAAAGACAGAAACCUGGGUUUCAAAAUAUGAGUUUAUGUUCCACCUGUUCACUAGCCAUUAAAUGUGUUUGU
Messenger RNA from Cavia porcellus (domestic guinea pig), 3070 nucleotides. RefSeq names its product forkhead box I2 (gene Foxi2). The transcript is spliced from 2 exons. The coding region runs from base 1 to 957 and encodes 318 amino acids. NCBI's taxonomy places the organism in Eukaryota, Metazoa, Chordata, Mammalia, Rodentia, Caviidae. Gene Ontology annotation, biological process: regulation of transcription by RNA polymerase II; cell differentiation; anatomical structure morphogenesis. Gene Ontology annotation, molecular function: DNA-binding transcription factor activity, RNA polymerase II-specific; RNA polymerase II cis-regulatory region sequence-specific DNA binding. The record is from RefSeq and is a predicted model, not a curated record.